This is a messenger RNA of Vanrija pseudolonga, 974 nucleotides long. RefSeq names its product Putative acetyltransferase. Lineage: Eukaryota; Fungi; Basidiomycota; Tremellomycetes; Trichosporonales; Trichosporonaceae. Bases 108 to 920 code for a protein of 270 amino acids. Gene Ontology annotation, molecular function: acetyltransferase activity. The transcript has 3 exons. The record is from RefSeq and is a predicted model, not a curated record.
CUCGGCGCCGAGCCCCGAGCGCCGAAGCUUCUCCGAGGAGCGGUGCGUGUCUGUCGUCGUGGCAAACCAACACUGGCAGGGCGGGAGGUUGUCGGAAACCUGCCGAGAUGUCUUGGCUGUUGCCGCGUCGAGGUCCCGCAGGCGGCGGGGCAUCGUUUCCCCGCACACCGCUGGCUGGGUAUUUGAGGAAGCUCCACCGACUUUCUUUGCCCUCCAUCGACCACGACCCAGCCCCCGCCCCAGCCCCCAAGAUGCCCUUCACACCCCCCGCCACUGCCCCCGCGCUGCGCGAAGGCGAGAGCUACGCCCAGCUCGAGGAGAUGCUCGCCGGCCGGCCGUACAUCGCGACCGACCCAUACCUCGACCGCCUGCGCGUGCGCGGCUUCGAGACGCUGUACGACAUCAACCGCGAGCGCGACAACGGCAAGCGCAUGGCCAUGCUCAAGGAGUUUGUCGAGUGCCGCGGCGGCCCGCGCGACAAGGUGUGGAUCGCCGCGCCGUUCACCUGUGAAUAUGGCUUCAACGUCUCGCUCGGUGACGACGUGUGCUUUGGCCCCAACUGCACGCUGCUCGACGUCGCGCAGAUCCGUAUCGGCGACCGCACCAUGAUCGGCGCCAACACGCAGUUCUACACCCCCGGCCACCCGCUCUCGCCCGAGGAGCGCGACGGCCUCAACGGCGCCGAGUGGGCUAAGCCCAUCACGAUCGGCAACGACGUCUGGAUCGGCGGCGGCGCGAUCAUUCUCGGCGGCGUGACUGUCGGCGACGGCGUGACUAUCGGCGCGGGCUCAGUCGUCACCAAGGACGUCGAGGCCCGCUGCGUCGUCGUCGGCAACCCCGCGCGCGUCAUCAAGCGCGUGCCCCUGCCUGGGCAGGAGGCCGAGGCCGCCGCCAACGGCUACAAGAAGGAGAGCAAGUAGAGCACGUAGAGCCCGCCCUGGUAGAGAGCUAGAGAUGAACACUGUACCCCUGCA